UAUGUGGAGUUGGAUAUGACGGCUAAUGAAGAAAGCGCCAGUUCGAGUAGCGCAUCAGAAAAAAGUUUUCAAGCCAAGAGCGAAGAUCAGGCCUGCCAGACGGAAAUACCUUCGGAUUCCGUGACUGUUGUUCGGUUGAAACAGGGACAUGGCGAAGACAAUUCGCAGUCUUGGUGGAAUAAGCGAAAACAGCGAAUUUUCCGCAAGAAAACGUUGUACAUGCGCAUCCCAAUACUGAAAUGGCUUCCCAAAUACUCUGCACAAGACUUUGUAGCUGAUCUUGUGGCCGGCAUCACCGUCGGAGUAACAGUCAUUCCACAAGGUUUAGCUUACGCUACCGUGGCUGGACUCCCUCCCGAGUAUGGUCUGUACGCCUCGUAUGUAGGAUGCUUCGUUUAUCUGUUAUUCGGCAGUACACCUGUGGUCACUAUUGGGCCAACGGCCCUUAUGUCACUCGUCACUUACGAUUCCGGGGCUGCGCUAAUGGGACCUGAAGCAGCUAUCCUUCUCGCAUUUCUCACCGGUUGCAUUGUUCUCCUCUUCGGCCUGCUCAAUUUCGGUUUCUUGAUUGAUUUCAUCGCGGCUCCAGUCGUGGCCGGAUUCACGAGCGCUGCUGCCUUCACGAUAGCGACGACACAAAUUGAAGCCCUUCUCGGCCUCAGAUUUGAUGACGAAGGGUUCCUCAAUACGUGGAUAGCGGUAUUUGAACACAUUGCAGAAACUAAAAAAUGGGAUGCUGUUUUGGGUUUUGCUUCCAUCGCUAUUUUGCUUCUACUUCGGGUUCUUGAUCAAGUCAAAUUGGGUAAAGAAGGAGAAAGAAAGCGAUGGCAAAAUUGGGUCAACACGACAUGUUGGCUAAUUUCGGUCUCGCGUAAUGCUAUCGUCAUCAUCGCCGCUUCCAUUUUGGCUUACGCUCUGACUGAACCUGGACAGAGUACAUAUCCUUUCACCCUGACCGGUGAGAUUCCUAGCGGAUUCCCUCCAUUCCGAGCGCCGCCUUUUUCGUUUGAGGCAGACGGAAAGACAUACUCUUUCGUGGACAUUUGCAAAAAUCUAGGCUCUUCGCUCUACAUUUCUCCAUUGGUCGCCGUAAUUGAAUCGAUUGCGAUUGCCAAAUCCUUAGCCAAGGGGAGUCGCAUUGAUGUCAGUCAAGAGAUGAUCGCCAUCGGGACUAGCAAUAUUUUAGGAUCGUUUGCGUCAUCGUAUCCAGUGACAGGCGCAUUUUCACGCACCGUCGUCAAUGCCGCCAGCGGCGUCCGCACGCCUUUCGGCGGACUCUACACUGGGGCUCUUGUUCUUCUGGCCAUUACGGUUUUGACGCCUUAUUUUUUCUACAUUCCAAAAAGCUGCUUGGCAGCUGUCAUCAUAUCCGCUGUUAUUUUCAUGGUGGAAGUCAGCUUAGUCAAGAUGGUUUGGAAAUCAAAAAGAAUUGAUUUAGUGCCUUUCGGCUUUACGUUCGUCUUUUGCGUCUUUGUCGGUCUGUCGCAAGGCAUUUUGAUUGGCACGGCCAUAAAUCUUGGCAUGCUCUUAUACAGCACGGCUCGUCCACGGAUUAAAAUCCAUAAAAUCAAGAACCCAACGACCGAGUAUCUUCUUAUCAUACCGGAUCGCAGUUUAGUGUUCACCGCCAUGGAAUAUUUCAUGUCCAGUGUACGAAAAGCUUCGGCGUUAUAUCCUGGUAUUAUCGUAGUGAUCGACAUGAGCCACGUCUCCGCAGCGGAUUUUACCACGGCUUAUGGCUUUGACAACAUGAUCAAGAGGCUGCAGAAACACGGACACAAACUCAUUUUGACCCGACUCAAACCAGACGUUUUGCUCAUUUUGUCCCGCAUGGGGUGUGAUUUCCAUAUGCACAACGAAGGUGAAGAUAUGCAAAUUUUGCUCAGGGAUAUUUCUACACGUGAUGUGUGUAUAUCUGUUGACCCAUUGUCAACCAAAAACCCUCCUGUGGCAGAGCACACGUCGCUAGAAUCACUCUCUUCGAGCGUCGAAGGAAAUAGCGGGACGGACCAUGUACCGCCCGUCACACGAGUUGAUAAUCACGACGGAACGCAGUGAAUUGUUCUUUAAAUAUUUUGCCAUCUGUUAUCCGAGUCGAACUUAUUAAUAGUCAAUUAGCCCAACAAACGGGUGCCGACAU
Molecule: messenger RNA, 2140 nt
Organism: Daphnia carinata
Lineage: Eukaryota; Metazoa; Arthropoda; Branchiopoda; Diplostraca; Daphniidae
Product: sodium-independent sulfate anion transporter-like
Exons: 10
Coding region: 16-2058 (680 amino acids)
Biological process (GO): transmembrane transport
Cellular component (GO): membrane
Molecular function (GO): sulfate transmembrane transporter activity
Source: RefSeq, a predicted model, not a curated record